Phycodurus eques (leafy seadragon) is the source of this 3789-nucleotide messenger RNA. RefSeq names its product CTS telomere maintenance complex component 1 (gene ctc1). Lineage: Eukaryota; Metazoa; Chordata; Actinopteri; Syngnathiformes; Syngnathidae. Gene Ontology annotation, molecular function: single-stranded DNA binding; telomeric repeat DNA binding. Gene Ontology annotation, cellular component: CST complex. Gene Ontology annotation, biological process: positive regulation of DNA replication; telomere maintenance via telomere lengthening. The record is from RefSeq and is a predicted model, not a curated record.
UGCAGUGUUUACACCGCGGAAGACUCACGGCGCGUUUUUUGUGUUUUGUCUUCAAAAUUACAAAUGUACAGUUUUGGGCGGACAUGGACGCCGUGCAGCUGUUCCGGGAUCAGUUUAAUGCGCAGAGUGAAGCCGAGGCCAAAUGGUUAGAAGAGCUACUCCGCUUCGUCAGAGAGCACGUGUGGCCUCUGAUGUCUGGCCCCGACCCCGGCUGUCGGACAGCGGAGGAGGGUGUGUCUCGGCUGAGUGCGAGUGUGCUGAAGAGGAUACGGGGGAAGAUGUCCAGCACGCACACGCUGCCCGUCAGCUACAGGCUGGUGUGCGUCUCCGAGCUUCUCGCUCACCAGCGGCUGGCGUGCGUCAGUAACCUGUCGUGGAGCACCAAUCGGGAGCGGGCGGCGGCCGAGGAGGCGGCGGCGGUGGCAACGUCGCCGGGUCGGCGGGCACUACCCCGGGCGCACCUCCUGCUGAUCGGCCGCCUGACGCACGGCCAUGACGGAGAGUGGACGCUGACGGACGCCGGCGGCAGCGUCGUGUGUGAGGUUGUCUCGCCCUCACCUCUGUGGAUGGGUCGUCUCGUUUUCCUACCUCACUGGCACUACAUCCCCCACAGUGCCCCUGGGCAAGCGCAGCCUGAAGCGGGAGGCUACGUGGAGCUGAUUGGUUCUCCAGUUCUGCUGUGUCCUGGUUCUGUGCAGGGAUUGGCCGGCAGUCCUGUCACUGUCAAAGAGGCGGCGGCCUUAGUACACAACAGGGUGCGAGGACAGCGUUUGUCCAUCUGUGGGCAGGUGGCAUCCGUCUGCCCCCUGCUGGUCAUCUCAGGAACCUCCUUCUUCUUCUUUGCGUUGUCGGACGACACGCACACACUAUCCGUCCUGGUCAAAAACAGCAGCAGCCUAUGGUGGCCACAGUGCAUGUCUGUCGGCGAGUGUGUGCGCGUGACGGCGUUGCGCGUGUAUGGCCUAAUGCCGUGGGGAGGGAAAAGCAUCCUGUGUGCGACCGAACACUCCGAAAUCCACAAGACGCACGAUCAGCGGCGCACGGCGGCGGAGGACACGCUGCCGCCGACGGAGUCGCAGCCCGAGAGACACGACAUCCAAUCGGCCGACAGGCUCAAACAGUCCAGAGUCAUCAGUUACCAGGGAACGGUCACCGAGGUGGUGAGCGCGGGGGCGGGCCUGUACGUGAUGGACGGGAACCUGGGGCUGUGUCUGGCCUAUCAGCCGGAGGUGAAGAGGAAGCUCCGAGUCGGCGACGCGGUGGCGCUCCAUCACGUUCAUUUCCUGUACCGGCCCUGUCCCGACUUCCCUCCCAGCAUGCUUUGCACUUGCCUGCGCUCCACUGUGAGGGUGACAAAGUUUAGCGCGGUGCUGAACUCGCGCUCGGAGCCUGACCGCAACUGCCCCGACGACGGCGUGUUGCAGCGGUUACUGGUGGAGAAGAACCCGGACGUGUCCCGGUACCUGUGGACGUGCCACCUGUGCUCCCAGCUUCGACGCAGCCUGCUUCCCAGGGUGUCGCCGCAGUGCACGUGCCUGUUGUCUUGGAAACUGAUGGAGCUCGCGUUUGGACAAGGACAACGACACAGGCGAGACAUCUACACCGAGAUGUUGGACGAGCCGCACACUUGUCCGCUGACUCAGUACGUCAGCGACUCGGCGCAGCAUCAAUACGUCGGCCUGUCAGAGCUCCGCGAAUCCCUCCAGGAGGACUGUUGGGCGUCCUUGUCGCUCCGCUCGCUGCUCCCACCCGCUGGAGACGGUCUGACCCGAGCCCAGAUGAACGCCGCCCUGGCCUGGUCGAGCAGGACUUUGACGUCGGACCCCAGGCACGAGCUGCGGCCCGGAGACACGCUCAGACAGCGCCCCCUGCUGCUCGUGGGCGUGCUGGAGCUGCCGUCGCGCACCUCCCUUCAUACGCUGCAGCUGAGAGACCACACGGGAGCCAUCGCCUGCGUCGUCACGGAAACCAGCCAGGAAGAGGCGGGAGGCCAGCGAGCGGCUUUCAAUACGGCAUGGAUAGGUUGUCUCGUGUGUGUCCUGCAGUUCACUAUGGUAACGGAGCGAUUCCUCCAAUCGAAUUUCCCCUCCUACCAACACCUGGAUCAGCACAAGUUCAUCACACAUAAACACUCCAGCGUUUACCUCCAGUUCUCCCAGAAGAGCAUACACAUUUUGAGUCCGUCCGUUGCCAUGGAAACCCACCUGUGCUACAAAGAGGGGGAGUCAGGAGAAGAGGAGAAGGAAGUUAUGGCGAGGAAGAGACGACGAGAGGACGAGGGACCGGAGCCCUCGUCUUCCUCGGUUACCGCGACGACCUGCGUCUCGGUGGUCCUCAGGGUGCAGCAGAAGAACGGCGUGAUGUGGCGGGCGAACGAGGAGGCGUCGUUCUCCGUCACAGCGGCCGUGAUUGGGCCAGUGGCGACCUGGGACCGGGACCCCAAGAACGGGCCAAUGAAAGACUUUGAGGCAGGCAACGAGAAAAAGGUGACCGUGGUGUGUUCAGGUGCGUCGGCUCGUUGGUUUCCCUUCCUGCAGCCGGGAUGCUUCUACAGACUGGUGGCGAGCGGCAUGCGCGAUGCCGGCGUUCUGGCGGGCGAGUCCGCCCCUUGGCGGAGCCGGGACGUCACGCUGCCGGUGCGCUCGGACUGGACGUUUCACACGCUGACGCGGCCCCUCCUCGCGCGCGCUUGCGCACGGAGCGAGUGGGCGGCGCCGUUCACGCUGUCGCAAGUCCUGGACGGCAGUGCAGAUAUAGUGUGUUUUCAGGGUUUCGUCUCAGACCGGAUCAAUCUGAAUGAUAGGACAAAGGACACCGGACACACUAACAUUGGUCUGUCCCUCUCACACACUAACACACACACGUUAGACAAAAGAAAGCAGUUCGCCGACAGUGUGUGUGUGUGUGUGUGUGUGUGUGUAGGUGUGCGUCUCACAGUGUGUGACCAAAGUGGAAGGAGCAUCCAUGCCUUCCUGAACUUCAACCAUAACACAUACCCGCCUGGCAUGUUGCCGGGCAACACACUGCUGCUGUCUGCCUUCCGCAGGAGGGUGUCCAGGUCAGAACGUGUGUAUUGCAGUAACAUCGCAGUUAGCUCAGUGGCGGUGGUGCGGGUUCGGGACGCGAGGUCGGACGAGCGCCCGCCCGCUCCCAUCAUGCACCUGGCCCAGUGGACACAGCGCAGCUGCACCGUGGGCCGAGUUAAGGGGCACGUGGUGUGUUUCCUCUUCAUGCAGCUGCAGUGGAAAUGCUUUGAGUGUGAGAGUGUGUACACGCAGUCAGCUUGCGGUGGCCGUUGUCUCUCGUCCUCAGCUGUCUUUGACUGCACCGCCAAGUUGGUCAUGGAGGACGGCACAGGCCAGGCCCACGUGCACUUCGCGGGGGCGCUCGUCCGCCAGCUGCUGGCACUGAGCAGUCCCCAGUGGGAGGGGCUUCAAAGAGCACUGAAGGCCAGAGGCCACAUCCAAGUGUACCCUCGCGGGCGGAGCCAGGAGUGCGACGACGGGCUCCUUCUCUUCCUGUUGGCGUGCGUGCACGGCGUCAACGCGUUGUUUCUCACCUGCAGUAGAGAAAGCCACGGCAAAGAAGAGGUCAAAAGGUUACGCCGUGGCAAAAGAGACUUCCUGACCAGGAUAGCGCCGACCCUCAAGCUCACUUGUCUGCAAAUUCACUGAGCCAACAUUGUGUGUGUUUGUGUGCUCGGUCACCGUGGCAAGCAGCUGCCAUAACGGGAAGUCACGUGAUUUACUUCAAAUGUGAAAUAAAGUGAAGUGGAAGAAAAAAAAAAAA